AGUUCCCUGCACAUGUUGACACAAAAAAACAUCAUACCUUACCUCACACGACAGUCUGCCACGUACACGCAGUCAUUGCAGACUAUAGACAACCACGAUCCUCAUUGGAUUCUACGAUAUUCCGAGGUUUGGUGUUUUCAGUUCAUGUUAUUAAUGCUUUUGGAUGUCUUUGCUAAUUGCUGCGGAACUGGCCGACCAAGUAAACGACAACGUCACAUUGUGUUGGUUCCUUCUUUGCAGCAAAGCCAUGCCCAAGUCUGGAUGGUUUUAUGGAUUAGCAUUAUUGGUCUUCGGAUUUUCUUGUUUAAAUGCGUCAGAACAUGCCUACCAUGACAGUAAAAAGUCUCUGUCAGAAUGCAUGUUCGGACCAGAGGACGGUGGGACGUCAACAUUUGUUAAAGGAAACGUAACAUAUCCAGUUUGCUCACCAGGCAAAUACUUCGAUAACACUACAUUAAAGUGUACCAGAUGUCCACCAAUCCACUACAUGGACGGUAGAAAUUUCUGUUCACGAUGUAAAAAAUGUCCAGUCUGCAGCACUGAAAACGAAGAAAAGAUUGAAGCUUGCCAGAAAGACAGUGACACACGCUGCCAAACAAAUGCAACAGUACCAAACAUAACAAGAAACGACGAGACCUCCAUAUUGGAUCCUAAAAUUGGGCUAAGUAGUACCCCUGAGGGUCAAGUUACACCAAGACAUCCGCCUUGCUUUACUCCAAGUCACAAACCGCAUCCACCACUUACUCUGAACCCUAUCCAUCAUGGCCUACGUAUCGACGUUUUUGUGCUGUCGACAGCGUGCAUUGCCCUUGCAGUAGCUAUGCUUUACCUGAUGAUAGAUCGACGUAAAAUCAGACGCAACGUUGGCUUGCGAGACGAACGGCCACAAGAACCCAGAAUGCAACAAAACAACGGAGAGGGUAAUGCAUUCUUAAAUGGCAGAGGGCCAAAUGAUGCAAAUGACGUUGUAUGAAAAUGGCAUCAUGGACGGCAGAACCAGACCUUCACGUUGGACACAAAGACCCUUCAGAGAGCACAUGGCGUACAGGGAUAUCAAUAUCAGAGAGGGUGCAAUAAAAUUGUUCUCUUUACCCAUCAAUGUAAUGACAAACUACUGUACUCAAUUAGAUUAGAGACAGGUUUUCGAUUUGAAUAUGUUGAGUACUGUAGCCAGUUAUCUAUGUGCAGCAGUUUUUGUUGAUAACAUUUCCAUUUCUUUGUUAUUUCAUUAGUGAAAUAAAAUGUACACUUGUAGUGUCCUAUACUCUCUACUACACGUCGAGGUCCGUUUAGCUUUAAGAUGCUGGAUGGUAAGAUCCUCUGGCAUAUGAUGGAAAGAAACAUUAUUUAUAACUGAUGAUGGAACCUGACCAGAUCUUUUACACUCGUGGUUGUGACAGCUCUGACCAUGUAACCGUUUCAUUCUCGGACGUGUAGUUAUAGCAAUAAUGAAUUCCGUACAUUACCGGUAUGAGGGUAUGUGUAAUCUACUAGUUAUAGCAUCCCACUAUGAGGAUGUGUAGGGGUAGAGCAGUUGUGGUGUAGCAAUUUUAAUAUUUCAAUAUUCAUAAAGGUGUGAUGGUAUGCGGCAUUAUCAUGAGGAGUUGUGAAUUAUAGGUAGAGUAGUUGUCAUCUAGCAGUUUUCGUAUUCCUCUCACGACUGAUGAUUGUAUGUGGCAAUGUCAUUAGGUUUUAAUGUGUAUAUGUACAGAGUUGGGAUCUAACAGCUUAAUAAUAUAUUUUCAUUCUUAAGAAUUCAAAAUAGAUUGUAAAGAUGUAUUUUUGUAUGUUAUCACAGAAAAGCAUACAGUUAUGUUUCAACCGAAAUGGUACAAAAACCGAAACACAAACUGAUUAUUUGAAUAAAAGAUGGAAAAAAGUUGUGUUAAAACUGG
This is a messenger RNA of Acanthaster planci (crown-of-thorns starfish), 1895 nucleotides long. RefSeq lists its product as uncharacterized. Gene Ontology annotation, molecular function: protein binding. Lineage: Eukaryota; Metazoa; Echinodermata; Asteroidea; Valvatida; Acanthasteridae. The record is from RefSeq and is a predicted model, not a curated record.